Molecule: messenger RNA, 2298 nt
Organism: Nicotiana attenuata
Lineage: Eukaryota; Viridiplantae; Streptophyta; Magnoliopsida; Solanales; Solanaceae
Exons: 3
Coding region: 523-1866 (447 amino acids)
Source: RefSeq, a predicted model, not a curated record
AUUUUUCCUUUAACUUUUUUCCUUUCCCAUAAAGCAUCAACCUUUCUCUCUCUCUCUCUCUCUUCUCCCACCGCAUUUUUCACUUUCACUUUCACACACACACACAAUUUGGCUUUAUUUGUGCUUUCCUUGUCUUUUGAUUAACUCUCUCUCUCUCCACUGGGAAGAAGAGAAUAGACCAACCCCCACCCCCUCUCUCUCUCUCUGUCACAUAGAAUAUAGUAUUAGUACAUAUACUAAGUAGUAUUUAUCUAUUUGAGCAUUUUCUUUGCAAUUUAUAUUACCAAAUCUGUGAAUUGUCAGCUUCUGUUCAAGCAUUUUUUUGUGCGUCGUUGGUUGAUAUACAAAUUUGUACAUAACUACAUUUUGAGUACUCCACUGUAUAUGUGUUAGUGUGUGUGUGUGUGAAGGAAAAAGAGCAGAAAGGAGGGAGAAAGAUUGUUGUGUAGCAAAGUAUAAUUUGCUGAAAUUGUGAAGUUAGAAAGUAAAACAAAGCAAAAAAAAAAAAAUUAAAUAGAUAUAAUGGGGUCAGAGCAGAAUAGAUUUCCGCAGCAGCAAGGACCGCCACUUCCUUCUCGGCGUAAACGAUGGGGAGGAUGUUUGGGAGGAUUGUCUUGUUUCGGAAGACAAAAAGGUGGAAAGCGUAUAGUACCUUCAUCUCGUAUUCCCGAGGCCAAUUCACUACCAAAUCAGCAGAAUGUACCCCAAGCUGGUGGGUUGAAUAAUCAGACUGCAGCUCUUUUAGCUCCACCAUCGUCACCAGCAUCCUUUUCGAAUUCAGCGCUCCCUUCAACAGCUCAAUCACCAAGCUGUUUUUUAUCUAGUAAUUCGCCAGGUGGUCCUUCAAAUGCUAUGUUUGCUACUGGUCCAUAUGCUCAUGAGACACAGUUGGUAUCCCCUCCUGUAUUCUCAAACUUCACCACUGAGCCAUCUACUGCUCCUUUCACACCUCCGCCUGAGUUGGCCCACCUGACUACCCCCUCUUCCCCAGAUGUGCCUUUCGCUCGGUUCCUCUCCUCUUCAGUGAAUGUUAAAGCCACAGACAAGACCAACUACAUUGGUGCUAAUGAUCUUCAAGCUACCUACUCUCUCUAUCCAGGAAGUCCUGCUAGUACUCUCAGAUCCCCUGUUUCAAGGGUGUCAGGUGAUUGCCUGUCAUCGUCUUAUGCUGAAAGGGAACUUCCUCAGUUGGAUCCUUCUAUUCCUUCAUCCGAGGCCAAGCAUCCAGGCCCUGAUUCAAGCACCUCAAAGUUGUCUCAAGAUUCAAAUUUCUUCUGUCCAGCUACAUUUGCCCAAUUUUACAUCGACCAUUCUUUAUUUCCUCAUUCUGGUGGAAGGCUGAGCGUUUCCAAAGAAUCUGAUGCUUAUUCAAAUAACGGGAAUGGCCACCAGAGUAGGCAGAACAAACCCUGUAAACAAGAUGCAGAGGAAGUAGAAGCUUACAGAGCAUCGUUUGGAUUCAGUGCUGAUGAGAUUGUUACUACAACACAGUAUGUGGAGAUUUCUGAUGUUGCAUUAGAUGAUCCAUUUAGCAUGAUCCCUUUUACUAUGUCAACAGCUGAGGGAACAAAAGGAGGGAAUAUCUCUAAUAUGGCAUCUCCUCAGCACUGCAAAUCAGGGAUAAAUCAUUUCGAAGGAGCAGGCAAUUGCGUUAAAGAUCAUAUGUCACCAAAGCAAUCUGUAGAUGUUUUUAAGCAAGUUGAACCUGCUAAGCAUGCUAUGAGUGACGAUGAAGGCAUCUUCUCCAAAAUGGGAACUUUAAGACUCAGUCGGAAAUAUGACCCUGGUUUAUCAAGCUCUGAUGCGGAGAUAGACUACAGGAGAGGAAGAAGCUUGAGAGAGAGAAAAGGCAAUAUUGCAUGGUAGCACUACUCUUUAGAAUCUUAUAGUCCUAUUUGCUAAAUUGCAUGGUUUUCUUCUUUUGCUUUUGUUGAGGGUCUUUCACAGGUGAUCUAACCUCAGUCGCAGAAAUCCCCUACGUCCUCGUGUGUUCCGCUGUUUUGCUGAAGAAUGUAUUGUCUAUAUUAUAAGGUCCUCCUAAGUUAUGUAUGUCAAAAGUCCUAGCUAUAUAUUUUCAGCUAUUAACGUCGUUAGGAGUGGAAAUGGAUCCUAGAACCUUUUGUACAGUGGCUUGUGUAUGCUUGCUUCAAAAUGCUUUAGGCUUGAAGUCCUUGGAGAUGUACUUUUUAAAGUAUGCAUUUCAACCAGGUAUAUUGCUUUCAAGACAAUGUUUUUGAUGAUUUGGCUCAUAGACACCAUUUAUUGGAUGAGAAUCCACAAUUAUUUCACGGUACCAAA